This is a messenger RNA of Wyeomyia smithii (pitcher-plant mosquito), 720 nucleotides long. RefSeq lists its product as uncharacterized. The transcript has a single exon. The coding region runs from base 1 to 720 and encodes 239 amino acids. Lineage: Eukaryota; Metazoa; Arthropoda; Insecta; Diptera; Culicidae. The record is from RefSeq and is a predicted model, not a curated record. Gene Ontology annotation, molecular function: nucleic acid binding; zinc ion binding.
AUGAAGGACGAAGAAAUCUUAGAGGAAAUGAAGAGCGAGAAAGUUAUCAAAGUUGAACGCAUCAUGAAAAAAAUCGACGGUGUCCUCACCAAAACUUCAUCCCUAAUUCUAACUAUCUCAACCGCCUUGCGUCCAGAUAAAAUAAAGGUUGGCUUUCUAUAUGUGCCGACUCGACCAUAUUAUCCAAGACCUAUGCGCUGCUUCCAAUGCCUUCGAUACGGACAUCUUGGACGAGAUUGUAAAGCAGAAAAAACAUGUGUGAAUUGUGGAGACAACUUUCACGGUGACGAUUGCACCAAAAAAGCGAAAUGCGUUAAUUGUCAAAAGCCUCAUGAGGCAACAAGUCCUGACUAUGAUAUGUGGAGAAAAGAAACUGCAAUUAUUCAUCUGCGAAUUGGUAAUAACAUACCCUACCGAGAUGCCAGAAAGUUGUAUGAACAACAAAACCAAACGAGAUUAAGUUACGCCUCUACAACAGCGCUAGGUGCUGAUGGAUGCAAAUGCAAAUGCACAUGCAAUAAAACCCCAGAGAAUUUUAGAACAACCGAAGUUGUGUCGGCCACACCGCAACCCAUCCAGAACACCCCAGAGCCAACUGGAAUUACGGAAAUUGCUGACGAAGAGAGAACUCCCACGAAUACCGCCAAAUCACAAGCCAGCACGAGUGAAGAUAACACCCCACCACCACCGAAACAGAAAAAAAAAACAAAACAGCUAUGA